Molecule: messenger RNA, 3251 nt
Organism: Trachemys scripta elegans
Lineage: Eukaryota; Metazoa; Chordata; Testudines; Emydidae
Gene: THRB
Product: thyroid hormone receptor beta
Exons: 11
Coding region: 793-1902 (369 amino acids)
Biological process (GO): negative regulation of transcription by RNA polymerase II; retinoic acid receptor signaling pathway; cell differentiation
Molecular function (GO): zinc ion binding; nuclear receptor activity; RNA polymerase II cis-regulatory region sequence-specific DNA binding
Source: RefSeq, a predicted model, not a curated record
UUUUGGGCUGUGUUGCUUCGCGGCGAGAACUAGAGGCUGGGCGCUGGGACGCGCAGCCCCCUACGGCAGGUCAGAAAAGGGAGCGGGUCCGCUCUGUCCGUCCGUCCUCGGGGCGUGGGGGUGCCGAGGGGACCCCAGCAGUAGCAGGGUCCUGAUUUGGCCGCGCUUGGCGGUCCCUUUACACCGCCUCUCUUCCCUACUCUCGUGCCGCCGUGCAGGGUGACGGGGCUGCUGGGGCAGGCUCAGCUGAGCCGCCACUGGCCUUUCCUUUCCUUUUCACGCUGCAGCUGCCGUGUCUCCGGCUCCCGGUGGGGGCGCGGGGGGAAUCCAGGUCACAUCCAGAGACAGCGACCGGCUCGAGGAGUGACACUGACUCAGGAGUUGGGCACCAGGCGGGGAAGGAGUGUGUGUUUGUGGGGGAGGGGGGAGAGAGAGUACGCCUUAAAACACGAUGACACGUUUUAUAAGCUAAGGAGUGAAAUAGCUGAGAAGGAAACCCUCAUCUCUGGGCCCUCAUGCUCCAGCUGGAUCCAUGUGGUUGGAAUCAGUGAGGUUCCUGCUGGCAUAAAGAUUUGCCCAUGUGGAGCCAGUUGUAGGAUCAGAGCUUUAGAUGCAAAGGUAUUGAAAAUGAAGUUCUAAUGAGGACUUUUAUGUAAAUCCAAAUGAAGACCUUUAUCUCUUGGAUGAUGACCUAGUUUUGUUCCAAGGAAGAGAGAGAGAGGGAGAGCAGUUCUUGUGAUAUUGGUGAAAAAGAAGAAUGAGAAUGAUUACUUAUCCAUAACUCCCAGCAGUAUGUCAGGAUACAUACCCAGUUACUUAGACAAGGACGAGCUAUGUGUAGUAUGUGGUGACAAAGCCACCGGGUAUCAUUAUCGCUGCAUCACUUGUGAAGGAUGCAAGGGAUUUUUUAGAAGAACCAUUCAGAAAAAUCUCCAUCCAACCUAUUCCUGUAAAUAUGAAGGAAAAUGUGUGAUAGACAAAGUAACAAGAAACCAGUGUCAAGAAUGUCGCUUCAAAAAAUGCAUCUAUGUUGGCAUGGCAACAGAUUUGGUGCUGGAUGACAGCAAGCGGUUAGCAAAAAGGAAACUGAUAGAAGAAAACCGAGAGAAGAGACGUCGGGAGGAGCUACAAAAAACAAUUGGGCACAGACCCGAGCCAACAGACGAGGAAUGGGAGCUGAUCAAAAUUGUCACUGAAGCACAUGUGGCCACCAAUGCACAAGGAAGUCACUGGAAACAAAAAAGGAAAUUUCUGCCAGAAGAUAUUGGGCAAGCACCAAUGGUUAAUGCCCCAGAAAGUGGGAAAGUGGAUUUAGAAGCCUUCAGCCAGUUUACAAAAAUUAUCACACCAGCAAUUACAAGAGUGGUGGAUUUUGCCAAAAAGUUGCCUAUGUUUUGUGAGCUGCCAUGUGAAGACCAGAUAAUCCUUUUGAAAGGUUGCUGUAUGGAGAUUAUGUCCCUCCGAGCAGCAGUGCGCUACGACCCCGAGAGUGAGACUUUAACACUAAAUGGGGAGAUGGCAGUGACAAGGGGUCAGCUGAAAAACGGGGGUCUCGGCGUAGUGUCUGAUGCCAUCUUCGACCUGGGCAUGUCGCUGUCCUCAUUUAACCUGGAUGACACGGAGGUCGCCCUGCUCCAGGCUGUGCUGCUCAUGUCAUCAGAUCGCCCAGGUCUCCUCAGUGUUGAGAGGAUAGAAAAAUGUCAAGAAGGUUUCCUCCUGGCCUUUGAACACUACAUUAAUUACAGAAAACAUCACGUUGCACACUUUUGGCCAAAACUGCUGAUGAAAGUGACAGAUCUACGAAUGAUUGGAGCCUGCCACGCCAGCCGCUUCCUGCACAUGAAGGUGGAAUGCCCCACGGAACUCUUUCCCCCUUUGUUCUUGGAAGUGUUUGAGGAUUAGAAAGACUGGAGUGGUUCUCAGAAUUCCUAUAGCACUACUGGCUGUCAUUUCAUUCCAUUGCCUAGCUCUUCUUCUGUUCUUUUUGUUUUGGUUUUUUGUUGUUGUUGUUUUUGUUUUGUAUAGACAUUGAUGAAAAUGUCCCUUUAAUGCGGGUACUUGUGACUAUUGCAUUUUGUCCUUCCGUCCCUUGAUGUGAAUGCUUUGACAGCUUAACAGUGAAAACACAAACAAACCAAUCUUGAUCACCAGCACUUAAGUGGUCACCAGCUCACAUCCAUCACUGCUUGGGGAAAUGGGGAGAUAAAAUUGAAGUGGCAGAAAAUAAACAGGCCUCCAAGGCAAAGCACUUUGCCCUGCCUUUUUCCCAGUAUUACCUCAUUUUGCAAGCCACAAGUGAGAUACGGUGUCUAGUUUUCCAUAGUCAUUCUAAGUGUAACCAUUAUCAUUGUUACCUAAGAAUACCAUCAUCACUGUGAUUGCAUCACAUCCUUGGGAUUAUGACAUGGAUCAUAAAUAUCUGUGUUCUCUACAAUCAAAUCUUUUUUCAAAUACACAAUGGGGAGGAGGGGUUGAUAUAUUUUUUUUCAUUUGUACAAAAUGAGGGCAAAAUCCUUCAGCCCUUGCUCAGUUAAAACUCUAGAUGACUUCAGUGGGAGGUCUACUGGAAUAAAGACUGAGGGCUUGAUCCUGUGAGGUGUUGAGCUCUUCCAACAGGUGCAGGGAGCCCUCAACUCAGGUUGACUUCAGGAGAGGAAAUGAAGGGGGAUGUCACAUCAACAUCCAAGUGGCACUGGAAGGGAUGGGCACUUGGCAAGUCUCGGUAUGCACUCAGCACUCUGCAGGAAUGGGUCUUUUAUCCUGGCUGCAGGAUUUGCCCAGGGUUACGCAAAGAUACAAAUGAUCACAGGGAGAAAAAAAUGAUUACGAUGAACUCCAAAUAGGAUAGAAACCUACCCUAUUACUAGUUAUGCUCCAGACUGUACAGCUUUAUCCCAGUAACAUGUAGAGUAUGUCUUGAGAGUAAUCUCUGAUAGAUAAAUACAUAGGAAAAUUCAGCAUCUGUCUUAAACAUAUUGCCGUCUUUUUGUACCUUUUUGUACGUGAAUUUUUAUUUUGAUUGGCUAGAUUCUCUCUCGAUUCCCUGAAAUCAAUUAUUUCUAUUGACUGCACUAGUAGGAGCUGAACUGAGCAACAACAGGAUGUCCUGCUGCUGAAAUCUGCCAGCCAGCGCUCCUGGCACUCAUUUGGGCCUUUUUCAAGGGCAUUAUGAGUAGAGAUUCCUCUGUUUCAUCCGUCCUCAGAAAAGAUUUAGUACAACCUCAGACUAUGUUUCAUGCUCUCUCUGUUGC